AUUCGCCUUCGACCCCUCACCUUCCUCAGCAUGGCUCUCUCGGACGUUGGUCUCUACGGCUUGGCCGUCAUGGGCCAGAACUUUGCGCUCAACAUGGCGUCGCACGGCUUCUCGGUCUCGGUCUGCAACCGGUCGCCGGACAAGGUCGACACGACGGUCCAGCGCGCCAAGGACGAGGGCAACCUCCCGCUCGUGGGCCACAAGGACGUCAAGGACUUCGUGCUCUCGAUCGCGCGCCCGCGCAAGAUCAUCCUCCUCGUCAUGGCUGGCAAGCCCGUCGAUGACACGAUCGCCGCGAUCGCCCAGCACUGCGAAGAAGGCGACAUCAUUGUCGACGGCGGCAACGAGUGGUACCCCAACUCGCUCCGCCGCGCCAAGGAGCUCGAGCCCAAGGGCAUCCACUUUGUCGGCAUGGGCAUCUCGGGCGGCGAAGAAGGCGCUCGCAAGGGCCCGUCGCUCAUGCCUGGCGGCCCGCGCGCGGCCUUUGACGCGCUUGAGCCGAUCCUCGUCAAGUGCGCGGCCCAAGUCGACGACGGUGCGUGCACGACGUACCUCGGCGAAAUUGGCUCGGGCAACUACGUCAAGAUGGUCCACAACGGUAUCGAGUACGGUGACAUGCAGUUGAUCGCCGAGGCCUACGAUGUCUUGAAGAUCGCCGGUGGCUUGACCAACGCCGAGCUCGGCCAGGUCUUCACGGAGUGGAACUCGGGCGAGCUCGAGUCGUACUUGAUUGAAAUCACGGCCGCCAUCUUCAAGAAGAAGGACGACCUUGCCGGUGCCAACAAGGACGACUACCUCGUCGAUAAGAUCUUGGAUAAGACUGGCAUGAAGGGCACGGGCCGCUGGGUUGUGCAGGAAGCCGCCGAGCGCUCGGUGGCGGCCCCCACGAUCACGGCGUCGCUCGAUGCUCGCUACCUCAGCGGCCUCAAGGAGCAGCGCGUGCACGCCUCCAAGAUCCUCAACGGCCCCACGGAGAUCCCGUCGGUCGACAAGCAGCAGCUCAUUGACGAUGUGCGCCAGGCGCUUUACGCGUCCAAGAUCUGCAGCUACGCGCAGGGCCUCAACUUGAUCCGUGAAGCCGGUGUCCAGAACGGCUGGAAGAUCGACUUGGGCGAGUGCGCCCGCAUCUGGAAGGGCGGCUGCAUCAUCCGCGCGGCGUUCCUCGACCGCAUCAAGGCUGCGUACAUCAAGGACCCGUCGCUCGACAGCCUCUUGAUCGACGCCGACUUUGCCAACGAGCUCAACGCCCGCCACUUUUCGUGGCGCCGCGUCGUGUCGCUCGCGGUCGCCAGCGGCAUCCCGACGCCCAGCUUUUCGGGCUCGCUCAGCUACUUUGACAUGUACCGCCGCGCCAACCUCCCGGCCAACCUGACGCAGGCGCAGCGCGACUUUUUCGGCGGCCACAGCUACAACCGCACGGACCGCGAAGGUGUCUUCCACUGCGAGUGGACGGAUGCCCACCACAGCAUUGGCAACGUCGCCGAGCGCAACCGCGGUAACUUGUAAAUACAAGCGUCCGAUUCGAUGUGUACACGU
This is a messenger RNA of Saprolegnia parasitica CBS 223.65, 1536 nucleotides long. Its product is annotated as 6-phosphogluconate dehydrogenase. The record is from RefSeq and is a predicted model, not a curated record. The transcript has a single exon. Gene Ontology annotation, molecular function: NADP binding; phosphogluconate dehydrogenase (decarboxylating) activity. NCBI's taxonomy places the organism in Eukaryota, Oomycota, Saprolegniomycetes, Saprolegniales, Saprolegniaceae. The coding region runs from base 31 to 1506 and encodes 491 amino acids. Gene Ontology annotation, biological process: pentose-phosphate shunt; pentose-phosphate shunt, oxidative branch. Gene Ontology annotation, cellular component: cytosol.